GGCACACACGCCAACAGCGGCUGAACCGUGCGCAGGUCCCGGAAGACCGCGCACCUGCGCCGGGGAGCUGAGCACCUUCAGCCGGGGCAGGGCCUAGCCCGGUCGGAGCUUCCACCGCCUCAGAGCAGCGCCGGCGGGGCGGAGGAGAGCGGACGAGACGGAGCUCACCGCGCCGGCGGUACCCCGGGGCGGCCCGGCCCGGCCCCCCGUCCCCAGCGCCCGCGGAGCGGGGCCGCGCCGGGCCAUGGCGGAGCGGGGCUGCCCCCGUGCCGCGCAGGGGGGACGCGCCGGGGCGGGCAGGCGCGCCGUACCCGCACCAGAGGCAGAGGGGCCGCGGGGAAGCCGCACCGUGCCGGGGUCGCUGGAGCGCCGCCGCUGCCUGUACCUGCGCACGGGCCGGGCCUGCUGCCAGAUGGUGGAGGUCCUGCUCGCCGCCCUGAUCCUGGUCUGCAGCUCCGUGUCCUGUGGCUCGGCGGGAGGAUACACCGGCCUCCCCGCCCUGGGGGGCAUCUACUACUACCACUACGGCGGGGCCUACAGCGGCUUCAGCGGAGCGGAUGGGGAGCGAGCCCAGCAGCUUGACCAGCGGUUCUACCUACUGAAGCUGCCCAUUGCGAGGGCCGCGAUGGUCGUGGCAGGAUGUCUCCUGGUCUUCCCUUGUGUUCUAAUUUUGGUUGGUGUUCUGCAGGUCCCGUGGCACUUCCCACCAUGGCUGCUAAUUGAAUGCAUCUUGUACGUAGUGAUUGCAGUUGGCACAGUGCCUGCUCUGUACUAUUUCCUCCAUUCUCUGCUGAGCGUUUAUAAUUCAUCAGUGUGCAAAGAGAGAGAGAAGCUUUAUCAAAGCAAAGGCUAUCAGGGCUUCUGGUGCAGCUUGCAUGGGGCAGAGAUUGCUGCUGGUCUAUUGGGCUGCAUGGCUGCCAUGGCAUACCUGCUCAGUGCAGGCCUAGCUGUCAGAGAUUAUAGGACAGUUCAUGAACAGAAACAGAAGCCACUGCAAUUAUAAAAACUUUCAAAUGAUUCCUCCACUCCAGUAAUGGUCUUGAUUUUUGCCAGUCUCCUUUCUGAGAUGAAGCAGUAUGCUUUCCUUUCUUCUGGACACUACAGCCUUAAUGCUACAGAACAUCCACCAAGCUGGCAUAGUUCUAAAUAUGGUAGAGUCAGGUUAUUCCUAGCUUGAAUUUGCACUAUUGAGUUAUUAGUGGCUCAAAGCUGAUGCAGUGGAUUGUCUCUGCUUCACAGGCAGCCCUUCCAUCCCACUCUCAGGUGGCCCCUUCAGUAGUGAGGCCUUGCUACCAGUACUGCCGCUACAUGCUUCUGUCAAUUAACAGCUUUUUGUAGCUGAAACUGUCUACAAAAGGCAUGUGACUUUGCUGAGAAAAGAGCUCUUAAAAACAAGUGACUGAGGCCCAUGAUUGUGACAAUUAAAUAUUGCUUCCUUCUAGGUCUCUUGGAAUUAACAGACCAGUGUGAACAUGACAUUUAUAAGGUCAUGAAAAAAUCCUGAAAAAAACUCUCAAACUCAGUCUAACUUGUGAUACAAUGCCUUUUCAAAUUCCUGGAGAGGGUGCAUUUAUGUAUAAAAUGGUCUUUUUAUAUAACUUGUAUAUAAGAGUUUUGCUUAAAAAAAUGCCCUAGAUUGAGAUAAUCAGACAAAAGCUUUAUGAGGUCAAAUGGGUGAUUGAAUAUAAAGUAUAUUGUU
This is a messenger RNA of Onychostruthus taczanowskii (white-rumped snowfinch), 1699 nucleotides long. RefSeq names its product MARVEL domain containing 3 (gene MARVELD3). The record is from RefSeq and is a predicted model, not a curated record. Gene Ontology annotation, cellular component: membrane. The transcript is spliced from 3 exons. Lineage: Eukaryota; Metazoa; Chordata; Aves; Passeriformes; Passeridae. The coding region runs from base 245 to 1003 and encodes 252 amino acids.